Molecule: messenger RNA, 3312 nt
Organism: Fusarium poae
Lineage: Eukaryota; Fungi; Ascomycota; Sordariomycetes; Hypocreales; Nectriaceae
Exons: 2
Coding region: 1-3312 (1103 amino acids)
Biological process (GO): tRNA export from nucleus; rRNA processing
Cellular component (GO): UTP-C complex; CURI complex; small-subunit processome
Source: RefSeq, a predicted model, not a curated record
AUGGAGUCAAAUUCGAAACGCCGCAAGAUAGACCAUGCUGGGUAUGGCCUAAGACACGAUGCCCUCAUUGAUUUUGAGGCUCGCAGUUCUGCUCGUGUUUCAACCGCUAGCACGUUCGUGCUCCAAACCGACGAGCUUCUGAAAGAAGCAAAGCUCGAUUACGGAAAGGCAUUGAAGGGAGUCGAUGAACAUCUCCAUCGACUAAAGGAGGCCAUUGACAAUGCAACGCCGCAUGGCCCCGAACCUAUCACCCAAAUCACCACUCACUUUGAGAAGAAGCAUCGCAUAGUCAUUCCAUACCCCGAACCGAAGCCCGCAAAAGACGCGCCCUACAAACUUUCCUACGAGAAGCCAGCUUCCUACAAUGUCGUCGGCAGUUAUGUCGCCAAGACCAUGGUCAAGUCUCAGACGCAUGGAAUCGACAUGGUAGUCCAAAUGCCCAAAACCAUGUUCCAGGAGAAAGAUUUUACGAGCAUGCGCUACUUCUAUCGAAGAGCCUACUAUAUCGCCUACAUCGCGGCUAGCGUUAAGAAAGAGUUGGAUGAUUCGAUGGACAUCAGUUUCGAAUACUUGAAUGAGAACCCGCUUUUGCCUGUACUCGCACUUCGACCCAAGCCCGAAGAGGAGGACGAGAAUAAUGAGACCAAGGAAAAGGCUUCCAAGAAGAAAAAGGCAAAGGCCUCCAAAUCCCCGUAUACCAUCCGACUUAUUCCCUGUGCGCCCGAGGGACUCUUCCCUAGAUCAAAGUUGCUUCCUACUUCUAACAACAACCGAAGUGGUGAAACUAACGACAAGACGACCAAGUCCGGCACUCCCUUCUACAACUCUACCUUGAAAGCAGAAGAAACAUUCAUUUCCUAUUUGCGCGUCCUUACACACGCCAAGAAUGAGUGUCCAGGUUUGACUGAUGCCUGUGUGCUGGGACGAAUCUGGUUGCAACAGAGAGGCUUCGGCAGUUCUUUGUCUCAAGGUGGCUUUGGCCAUUUUGAAUGGUCCGUCAUGGUCGCUUUGCUGCUCCAGAUGGGUGGACGCAAUGGAAAGGCCUUACUUUCCAACUCUCUCAGUAGUACUGAGCUUUUCAAGGCUGCCGUUCAAUUCCUCUCGACCACCGAUUUUAACGAAAAGGCAUUCGUUUUUGGCUCUUCCAAGUUAAGCGCCGAUAGCGUUCGAGAAGUUGGUCCUGUCAUGUACGAUCCUAUCAGAGAACUCAAUGUCAUGUCAAAGAUGAGUCCCUGGUCUGCCAGCCUCCUUCAGAUGCACGCCAAAUCAACCACAGAUAACUUCGCCGACGAAGCUGCCGACAAGUUUGCCUCUACGUUUAUCAUCAAGUCAGAUGCACCCCUCCAGACGUUUGACGCCAUCUUUGAGCUCAAGACCCACGGUUCUAAGCCUUUGGACUCACCUGACUGUAGAGGAUCUGUUUGGGAUUUUAGCUUGGAAGCCCACAAAGUGCUCAAGAAGGCAUAUGGUAAUCGAUCCCACCUCUUGCAUUUCCAGUUGCCUUCAAAGGCCGGUUGGAAACUGGGCUCCGCACCACCUUCAGACUCUGGCAAAGUUCAGUUUGGCGUAAUGUUCGAGUUUGCCCAAAUGGGUCGUCAAAUGGAGCAUGGUCCCCCAGCUGAAGAACCAGAGGAAGCUGCAAAGUUCCGUCGAUUCUGGGGCGAGAAGGCUGAGUUGCGUCGCUUCAAGGAUGGAAGUAUUCUUGAGUGCGUUGAGUGGUCAAGCAAGGUGCCAUUCCAGAUCUGUGAGGAGAUUGCUGAGCAUACCUUGAAGCGUCACCUCAAGAUCGACAGCGGAGACAUUUCUGCAUUUGGUGCAGGUUUCUCUAACAUAGUCACCUUCUCACAUAUGGAUAAGGAGGCUUUUGACGCUGCCCGACGAGCUUUCCAAACCCUCGAAUACGAUAUUCGAAAUCUCGAAGAUUUGCCAUUGCAGAUCCGACAACUUUCAGCAGUAUCACCAGCUGCCAGAUACGCUUCCAUCGAUGCUCCCACUCCCGGAUUCCACACAGGAACCAUCGAGCCUAUUGAUGUCAACCUUUACUUUGAGGCAUCAGGCCGGUGGCCGGAGAAUUUGGUAGCUAUCCAAGAGACCAAGAUCGAAUUUCUACUCGAUUUCGAUAGGCGUCUUACAUCGACCAAAGAGAACAUCAAAACUUACCUUGGCCGAGACAACAAGGAGAUUGGUAUCGAGAAUUUGGCUUAUCUCGAUAUAGUCUAUGAUACUGGAGCAGCAUUCCGGUUGAGAAUUCAUGCUGAUCUAGAAGACAUCCUGCUCGAGCGACAGAUCAAGAACAAGACACUUGACCCUCGUAUCCGUGAGGAGUCAGAAGAGGUCCUUGCUCGAACUAAGUGGUUCUUCGAGACCCUGCCCAUCCAUACACAAACUAUCGCAACUUUCUGCACUAGACUUCACCCUCUGUCCCAGACCAUUCGCUUGGUGAAGCAAUGGUUCAACGCCCACAAGCUCUCAGGCCACAUCAGCGAAGAGCUCGUUGAACUCUUUGUCCUGAACGUCUUUUUGCAACCCUACCCUUGGCGCGCACCCACGAGUGCUUCAACCGGCUUCUUGCGCACCUUGACUUUCCUAUCUCGGUGGGAUUGGCGUGAUGAGCCUUUGAUUGUCGAUUCGGCCGAGGAGUUGACAGAUGACGACAGACACACCAUCCGUAGCGAGCUUGAGGCUUGGCGCAAGAAGGACCCGAACAUGAACCACACAGUCGUGUUUGUUGCCACUUCUGUUGAUACGUCUGGCUUGGCCUACACUCGUAACGGACCCUCUAAGCUCAUUGCUUCGCGCAUGACACGAUUGGCCAAGGCCGCAUGCAAACUUGUCAAAGACAGCGGCUACCGUAUUGACGCUACCGAUCUUUUUGAUACAUCACUUGAGGACUACGAUGUUCUUUUCCAUCUUUCCCGCAAGGCCACUCGCUCAAUUCUUCGAGAGGCAGCUUCCGACCCUUCAGCUCGCCGCCAUUCCCAAUUCAAGAACCUUGACGAACGAACAGGUCGUGCACCCCUCCCCAUCCGGACUCACCCUGUCGAUGCCUUUAUGCAGGAGCUCCAGCGUGUGUAUGAGGACACACUUGUCUUCUUCAGAGGAACCCACAAUAGUGACGAAGAUGAUGCUGUCAUUGGCGCCAUAUGGAACCCGAAGCUCCAGCAGCAAAAGUUCCGAGCUGGUCUGCCUUAUAACUUCCUCAAGGUCGCCGGCGAAGAUGGCGAUGUUGUGGCGGUGAAUCGAAAAGCUGUGUUGUCGGAAAUUGCAAGAAUUGGAGGCGAUAUGAUUAGGAAGAUUGAAGAGGUCGAGUAA